Messenger RNA from Blepharisma stoltei, 1952 nucleotides. The record is from the annotation of a GenBank genome assembly. NCBI's taxonomy places the organism in Eukaryota, Ciliophora, Heterotrichea, Heterotrichida, Blepharismidae.
AUGGUUGAUAAAUAUCUUGUAGACAAUAACAGAUCAGCUCUGCGCAGCUUAUUUUCUCACUACAUUAAUUAAUUAUUUAAAAGUUUAUCGUCUCUAUUCCAUAUCGCCAGUCAAGGGUCUUGUAUCUAGGGCCCGCAAGUUUCUUACCCAACCUGGUUUUGCCAGGAAAACUCCUUCACCAAUCUCAAUAUCACCUCCGAUGUUCAGAUCCUUAGACAGCUGCCCUUUCUGCUCGGUCUAACCAACUUGAGUCCGAUCGGCACUCUUAAGGUCCCAGUCUCGCCGCCUGAGAUUGGUAGCAUCCUUCCAAAAAUUAAAUUCCUAAGGACAGUAAUCCUCUGCUAGAAAAAAUAGGUUCUUAAUUCUCUGCCUUAGCUAGACUAAAUUCGCUUGGGAGCUAAACCUAAUAAUUACACAAUGUGUUAAAAGAAGAAUUUUCGGUUGAGAGAUCAGGAAAUUUGAGAGACCGUUUUUUAAUAUUAUUUUCUCAUUACACAUCUCCUCCUGCAGCGCAAUCUCUGUCAUAUAAUGAUUUGGUCAAUCUUUGUACAGCUAUAAAAAUUAUACCAGAUUUAAUGAGUUCAUAUGACUUGAAACGAGUGGUAAUGAAAACGAUGAGUGCCAAUUUGAAUCCUGAUAUCAAACUUCAAAUUUCUUAUUUAAAUUUUGAAAAAAUUUUGAAAGGGAUUGCUUUGGCGGCAUUUAAGUGCAAUUCUGAAGAUGAGAGUUUUUAUUUAUUGAUUAAUCAUAUUGAAAAGCCAUGCAAAAUACUGUAUAACAUUGAAUUUUCUUAUACUAGCUCUAAUAUUGCAAGAAAUCAUGAAAAUUCAAAAUCAUUUGUCUGUUUAUAUCAAAAGCAAGAAAUUGCGACUUCGUUUGUAAGUCCAGUUUUUAAUAAUAGCGCACAAAUGAAUGAUAUGAAAUCGCCACAUAGCAUUACACUUACUCCAUCAUUACAAUAAAAAUUAUUGUACUAUUUAAGAAUAAAUUCAAUUAUAGAAAAUAAUAAUGCUUAAAUAAUAAAUUAUUUAUCAAGAUAAAUGGGUUAGAAGAAAUCCUAAAUCAUUUACGAGAGAAUCACUAAAAAAAAUCCAAAGAAACCUAACUUCCAAUUUCACGAAUAUUAAAACAGAAGCAAACUCUCCAAGACAUGCCAAAAGCAGAAGCAAAAUUCAUUUACGAGAAAUGUAUUUGCCUCAGACCCCUUCUUACAAAUCACAUAGAACAAUGAGCAAUAACAGAUCAUCACUUGAAAAAAAUGAUCCAGACUAUUUGACCCCUCCUAUAAACGUUACAAUCCCUAGCAAAUCUGAGCUAAUUAAGAUUGAAAAACUAAAGUGCCUCUUAAACAAAUUCAAGCGUGAACAGAAACUUUCAAAAUCAACUCGUAAAAAUUCAAUGAAACAAAAAACUUGCAACUUUGUUACAAAACUGCAAGCACGAAGAUUUAAAGCUGUAAUUUAUAUGUAGAGAUUUGUCAUUAAAUUAUCGUUUGAAGUAUGGAAGUACUUUAAUUAAUUUAAAAUUUAUCUUCUUCUCGUUUAGUAUGUAUGUGCUCUGCUUGAGGGUUCCCCAUUCGCCAUAGUUUCGUGCACCACCUGGCUUCACCUCUAAAUAGUCCCUAAGCUUCAGGCCUUCGGUUUCCAACAGCCUCCCUUCAUGCUUGGUCUAGAAAACAAACUUAGAUCCGUCAGGCACCUAAUGGCCUCAGUCUCCACCGCCUGUUGUUGGUAUAUCUUUCCAGAAAAUUCGAUUUCUCUAAGGGACAGGAGUCCUAGGCUGCGCAUCGCAUGCGCUUGAAGCUCUGUCAUAUCUGGAAUAAAUUCGCUUGGAAAGCCAAACCUCACAAUCAUAAAAUGCAAAAAAAGAAUUUUCGGAAGGGAGAUCGGAAAAUUCGAGUAGCGUUAUUUUAUGAAUUAUAGAAGUGCAAAACCUUAAAAAUUGUAAAAUAA